AUGAGUUCGGACGAAGAAACUGAACAAAUCUCAUCAUGGAAAGGUAUUCCUGCUACUUUGAUAUGUAUCAAUAUCUACGGACCUUGUAAAGCGUAUUCAGCGCAGGUGGCACACACAGCUACUUGUAGAAUGAUGCGUCAGUACUUGAGGAGAGCAAGUUCUCAACUUAUCGGUGUUUGCGUCUAUGGCACUGAAGGGUCCAACACUUCAGUCCUAAGCAUUCAAACUGUUGAAGAGAUAUUUCCACUAUCAUCACCAAGUGUAGAUGCUUAUAACAAACUCCGAAAAAUUGAUAUUUCUAAAUUAAAAGAAGCCAAAGAAAUGACACUAUCGGAUGUUCUUUGGUACUGUAAUAAAGCAUUUGCAAGUUGUAAAAAACAGCUUUCGACUCGCACUGUUAUAAUGCUGUCUCGGCUUGAUAUACCUCCAGUACCAACAGAUGUAAAACCUUCACUUAAACGAGUUGCUGACUUGGUUGAUUCAAAUAUACAAAUCAAUCUUAUCAACAUUUCCGAGUCUGAUUAUGAGGUAGAUCCUUAUUAUACUAACUUUUUAAUACAAGCAACCAAAGAAGAUGAAGUGAUUAUACCCAAACCCAUUUCAAAUCACACAGAAUUAGAACAGUUGAUGUAUAUGGAGUCACAUCGCAAUUUAGCUGUUGCUCGAUUAAGUUUUGAAAUUGGAAAAGAUUUUGCUAUUGGAGUGGGAGUAUAUAAUCUGUUAAAGAGCUAUGGAGAUACACAAAUGAAAAAAUCUGAUUUAGACAGUGAUACCAAUGCUGUACUUACAAGUGUGAAUAAAACAUUGAAAAGCAAAGUUGGAAAUAAUGAAGAAGAGAUGGAUGUUGAUGAACAAGAUAAAACUGAAUCAAGACCAGUACCAUUACUUCAAUCAGAAUUGCUUUAUAGUCUUCAGUAUGGUGAUGAAAACAUAGAAUUUACUGCUGAAGAAAAAAAGAUGCUUGGAAAUCCUUUUGGACCACCCACAUUGAAACUUCUUGGAUUCAAACCUAACAGUGUUAUGCGUAAAGAAAAAUGGUACUUGAAAUCAAAUUACUUUCUGUUUCCCAGUGAAAGUAUAAUAGAAGGUUCUGUUGUUGCAUUUAAAGCCCUACACCAAGCUUGCACAGAAAUGAAUAAAGUAGCAAUAUGCGUGUUAUGCACUAGAGUUAAUGCCAGACCUAUUAUUGUAGCUUUGUCUCCCACUUCAAGACCUUGUGGCCUAAAUGUGGAUUUAGGAUUUGAUGUCAUUCGUAUACCAUUUGUGGAAAAUGUACGAAAUAUACCAAUUAUUGAAGAUGAUGAUGAUGAUGAAAAAAUAUCAAAAACAGAUAAAGGUAUCAUGAAAGAUAUUUUAAACCAAUUAAAGUUUGAUUAUAAACCAGAUAUGUUCCAAAAUCCUAAAAGGCAAUCACUUUAUAAUGCCAUAGAAGCAAUUGCUUUAGAAGAUGAUGAUGUCGAGCCCUUUAUUGAUACAACAAAACCAGAUGCAAAGAGGUUUGAAGGACUCCAAGAUGAUUUAUUUUAUGAGGUGUUUGGUCCUUUUGCAAUCACCUCCAGACCUCUCAAAAAUCCAGCAUCAUCUAGUGGUGGGCCAGAAAGCAAAAAGGCAAAACUUUCUGUAAGUGUUGAUGAAGAGUUACUGAAGGAAAGGCUUGAGAAUAAUGCAAUUGAAAAUUAUACAGUUGCUCAAUUGAAAGACAUUUUGAGAUACAAAGAAAUACCCCACUUACCUGCUAUGACAGGAAUGCGAAAGGGGGAACUUGUCGAUUUAGUUUAUAAAUAUUGUUAA
Messenger RNA from Spodoptera littoralis (African cotton leafworm), 1791 nucleotides. The record is from the annotation of a GenBank genome assembly. Lineage: Eukaryota; Metazoa; Arthropoda; Insecta; Lepidoptera; Noctuidae.